AUGUCUACUUUGCCAGUCAGUACACAGCCCGCAGGGCUCCACCUCCCAGCCUCCUUCGCCCUCCUCCCCAUCCGGGUUCCCCCCAGCCGCCACCACAGCCGCUCACGGGUAAACGACGGUACCACAAGUUUCACGCCGCAGGUCCGGGAGCAGCAGUAUCCAGUACCAAUUUCCCACUUUAUUGUUCAGGUCAAGGCGCUUCCUGUCGCCUACAUGGAUCUGUCCCCCUACUUCACCACAGAACUCUCCGCCCUCCUCAGCCGUCGGCAGCACCGCAUUACUCGGUGCAGGAAAAUGCGCCAUCCCGCUCACACUGCGCAGGCGUCGUCACCGCCUUCCACUGCUUUGUCGCUCCGCCCCCUGCCCCCACCCCAAUUCACGCAGGCGCGGGGCAUUGCGGGUCUUGCAGUUCUCAUGGGCAAGAGCUUGCGCAUUGGCCCCUCAGGAGGGAAGGGGGGACGUGGGGUGGAGGGGGAGCGGUGUUUGCCCGUCAGUCGAGUCCGGAGUGAGGAGCUCUGGUACCGCGGCGGUGGGAGACUUUUGAGCUUAAGCUUGCCGCCGCCACGGCCACCGUUUGGAUCUCUGCCUGGAGGGAGAGGAAGAGGGUCUGUCGCUGCCGUCCUCAGGAGGGCAGCGCUAUUUGGGGCCCGGACCUCCAGUCCGGGAGGGAUUUUUCGUCGUCCCCCCUCCCCCAGCGAGGGAGCCCGAACGGCCGCCAAACAAAGGUACCAGUCGCCGCCGCGGGAGGAGGAGGAGCCGGAGCUUCAGCCUCAGCAGCCGCUGGACCCGCCGCCCUUCUUCCCCCAUCUCUCCCCCGGGCCUGCUGGUUUUGGGGGGGGAGCAGGGGAGGGGACUCUGGACGUGCCAGGGUCAGAGCUCGCCUCCGAAGAAGUGCAGGUGAAUCUGGUGUUUUCGAGGGGAUCGCGGUCCCAGAGUCGUCAUGAAGGCCCUUGAUGAGCCUCCCUAUUUGACAGUGGGUACUGACGUUAGCGCUAAAUACAGAGGAGCCUUUUGUGAAGCCAAGAUCAAGACAGCAAAAAGACUUGUCAAAGUCAAGGUAUAGUAUAUGCA
Molecule: messenger RNA, 1071 nt
Organism: Manis javanica (Malayan pangolin)
Lineage: Eukaryota; Metazoa; Chordata; Mammalia; Pholidota; Manidae
Source: RefSeq, a predicted model, not a curated record